UUUUUUUUUUUUUUUUUAGAGACGGGGUCUCGCUAUGUUGCCCAGGCUGGAGUGCAGUGGCUAUUCACAGGCGCACUACAGCCCAGAACUCCUGGGCUCAAGCGAUUCUCCUGCCUCAGCCUCCCGAGUAGCUGGGACUACAGGCGCGCGCCACCGCGCCCGGCUGAAACAUGCCAUCCUUUAACGCAAUGUAGAAUACGAAGGGUGCACGUCACCUUCACCAUCAACACUUCCUUUGAAUGCAACCUUGAGCUCUUAACUGGAAGCAGGGAGCCCUAG
Balaenoptera ricei (Rice's whale) is the source of this 279-nucleotide messenger RNA. RefSeq lists its product as uncharacterized. The record is from RefSeq and is a predicted model, not a curated record. NCBI's taxonomy places the organism in Eukaryota, Metazoa, Chordata, Mammalia, Artiodactyla, Balaenopteridae. The transcript has 3 exons. The annotation marks the transcript as partial.